Molecule: messenger RNA, 484 nt
Organism: Hyaloscypha bicolor E
Lineage: Eukaryota; Fungi; Ascomycota; Leotiomycetes; Helotiales; Hyaloscyphaceae
Exons: 2
Coding region: 5-484 (159 amino acids)
Source: RefSeq, a predicted model, not a curated record
AUCAAUGUCCGUGGUCAUUAUCGUCGUCGUGGUCGUGGUCGUGGUCGUCAUCGUGGUCGUCAUCAUGGUCGUCGUCGUGGUCAUCAUCAUGACCAUGACCGUGGCCAGGCUUCGGAUACACAGUAACAACUGGGAAGCCCCAGCAGCUGCAAGCACUGGAGUAUCUCACACCGCCAGAGCAGGCGGUAGCAUAGGUCGGGACGGCGGUUGGGCUAGUUGGAGGAUGGCUAGCGUAAGAUUCUGCCUGGUGGGAAUAGACGGUUGCUGGCCCGUUGCGGGUGCCAGUGACGGCUCGAGCACAGUUGUCUGCGUUGCAGCCCGGUGGCCCGUUAUUCCUCUCGAAAAUGAGGUUUCCGAAGGCAAGGCUAGCAAGAGCGAGGAGAAUGAGUGUUGGUCUCAUGAUGAACGAUUAUUUGAGAGGGAUAACUUUGGUGUUGAUAGUCAGGAUAAGUUUUUGGUUAUGAUUAAAGUGAAAGUUGCUUGA